GGGGAGGGUUGUGUCCUGUAUCUCUUGGGCACUGCACAUUGGGGAAGCAAAACAAAAUAUGAAUUUUGCAGCUCAGUUCCUAUACUCAAAAGGAUUAAGCAAAAAGGAACCUUUCCGAAACAUUGAGCGAGAGGAAGACUGUGACCCCUUCUGGAGCAGGUUGGAUGACCCAUACCCUGCUAUGUCCCUGUAGGAGGCAUGGAUGGUGACAGAUCCCUCAGUGUCCCCUUAUCUGCAGACCCCCUCCUUCCUCCCUUGGGGGCAGUAGUUGGAGUUUUGCUUCACAUUGCUGUGUUUGUCCUAACUGUGCUUUAUAGCUGUGUCAAGAAGCUGUUCCCAGACAAAAAUGAAGAUAAAGUAAAGAAGCAAGAUGCAUCCGAUAAAAGCAAACUCCAAGGUCAAAAGAAUGGUCCUGUGAAGUGUGAGAAAAAUGGACCACAGCCAUUGGCCAUUAACCCUGAGAGGCUGAAGGACUUUGUAGAGGAGGAAUAUCUGAAUGGGGACUUAACUACAUGGGAAAUGAAGGUUGUUGGAAAACCAGAGGAACAGUUAACUGGACCAGUAGAGCCUAUUACCCAGAAACCAAGGAAGCCCAGUCUGCGGCCCAAAAAUGAGUUCCUGAGAUUUGAGGACAUCAGUGCAGCUGCCUUCAAAAUCCAGAGCGGGGUUCAGAAAACUCCCUGUAUGUAUUCAAGGAUUUCAAAACAGUACGGGAUCGAUAUUUACCUAAAGAAAGAAUAUCUCCAGUACACAGGAACUGUAAAGGAGAGGGGAGUGCUGUAUCUGCUUACCUCACUGCACCAGGAGCAGCAAAGAAAAGGAGUGAUUGUGGCCACAGACAGUAAUUUUGCAAUGGCUGUUGCUUUCCAUGCAUCAGAGCUUCAGAUUCCCGUAUUUGUUAUCAUGUCAGCUGGAACAUCUCAAAGCCGUGUCAAAAUGUGCCGUGACUAUGGUGCCAUGGUCAUUUUAUUUGGCCCCUCUGCAAGAGAUGCACAAAGCCAUGCCAGACGGCUGGCCCAAGAAAAUGGCUACCUGUAUGUUGAAGAGGAGGACAGUGCUGGGUAUCUUGCUGGUUUGGGUACUGUUGGGCUGGAGAUAUAUGAACAGGUACCCAGUCUGGAUGCUGUGAUCUUGCCAGCGGGGGGACACUGUGGUUUGCUUGCAGGGUCAGCCGCUGCCCUCAAACACCUCAAUUCAAAAAUCUGUGUGAUCGGUGUUGAAUGUGAGAAGUUCCCCAUAAUACAACAGUCUUUAAAAACAGGUCACUGUUUAACAGAGCACGACUACAUCACUCACCCUUUGUAUGGAGAGCUGGGAGGACCUUCCUUUGGUGUCAAUACAUUGAAGUUGACCAAGAAACUUGUAGACCAAGUGAUAUCGGUGAGGGAGGAGGACAUCUUGCUUGCCAUGCUCCGGCUGCUGGAGUGUGAAAGGGUCACAGCUGAUGCUGAAGGUGCAAUGGGACUUGCUGCUCUGAUAUCUGACAAAUUACCAGAACUGAAAGGAAAAAGGGUGGCGGUGGUUGUGUGCAGUGCAAACCUGCCUCUGCCUUUACUACGUCACUGCCUGGACAGAGCUCUGGUCCUAGACCACAGAGUGUGCAAAUUCUCCGUUGUGGUGUCAGAUUUUCCUGGGGAAAUCACCAAACUCUUGGAGGCCAUUGGACGAGAAGAAGCCAGGGUGGUGAACGUACAGAAAGAAAAUGUUUUCCUGAAGACGGAUCUGUUCACAGUGGAGGUUACCUGCCUGGUGGAGACAAGAGACGAAACUCACUCAAUGCAUCUGAGAAAUGCUCUAUCUGAAAGAUAUCUGUCCCUCAAAUGGAUCGAGCAGUGAACAGCGGGUCAGUUAGUUGCAAUGCAAGGAGGAACUUAACUCAAUAAGGCCUACAGAACUGAAUGCAUUGUCAGUAAAAGGCAUCUGCUGGAGUAUUUAUGAAAUUCUGAGAGGGGGUUAAACACUUCCAAAACAAAAUCAACUCACUGUUUUAUAAUUCAAAGGCUAGUUACUAGCAGGUUAAAUAACUGACAUUUUUCAUUAAAGGGCCAGUAAACCUAGAAAAUAAUGUUAUAUAAUUGUGCACAUAGUGCAGAAUUAUAUAACAUUAUUUUAGUGCUAGCUUUAUGUAACAUAAUAUUGCCGCUUGAAUUUUUAUUAAAAAAGAGGGUUUUUCAGACCCGCCCUCUGUGCUCUACUGAGCUGG
Molecule: messenger RNA, 2203 nt
Organism: Bombina bombina (fire-bellied toad)
Lineage: Eukaryota; Metazoa; Chordata; Amphibia; Anura; Bombinatoridae
Product: L-threonine ammonia-lyase-like
Exons: 12
Coding region: 199-1836 (545 amino acids)
Biological process (GO): L-threonine catabolic process; L-serine catabolic process
Molecular function (GO): threonine deaminase activity; L-serine ammonia-lyase activity
Source: RefSeq, a predicted model, not a curated record